Messenger RNA from Haemonchus placei, 783 nucleotides. NCBI's taxonomy places the organism in Eukaryota, Metazoa, Nematoda, Chromadorea, Rhabditida, Trichostrongylidae. The record is from the annotation of a GenBank genome assembly.
AUGGUGUAUCCUGCAUCUGUUUUCAUCACUGGGGCAAAUAGAGGCAUUGGACUUGGUUUAGUCCGCGAAUUUCUAAAGGUGCCAACAGUGAAACAUGUAAUUGCUGGUGCUAGGAACCCAGAUAAUGCUGAGGAGCUGAAUGCCAUCGGCGAUAAACGGCUGAAUGUCGUUAAAAUUGAUAUUGAGUCUGACGAAUCCAUUAAAAAUGCAUAUAAGCAAAUUGAAACUAUAGUUGGUGAAAGUGGAUUGAAUAUGCUGCUGAACAAUGCAGCUAUCCUACCGCCAUACUUCACCAAUGGAGCUAUUUGUCGGGAAACGUUGAUGAAAUGUGUCAACGUCAACGUCUUAGGAACCGCUAUCGUCAGCCAGACAUUUUUGCCGUUGCUGCGCAAAGCAUCCUCUCAUGGCUCAGGAGAUCACUGGGGUGUCGAUCGUGCAGCUAUUGUGAAUAUUUCUAGUUUCUGGGCAUCCAUAGAACAAAAUGAAGACGGAUCAGGAGACCUCGGUUCUCUCGCCUACAGAAUCAGUAAGGCAAUACAACCUCCUCAGUCUGCUGUCAACCAAUUGGGUAAGACCAUGGCGAUAGAUCUGAAAGGGGAUAAAAUCGUUGUUGCACAGUUCUGUCCAGGAUGGGUGCAGACCGAUAUGGGCAACAUGGGUGGAAGAACAGCUGCCAUUACCGUCGAAGAAUCGGCUUCUGCAUUAGUGAAAUCGAUGUCGAAAUUAACCAAAGAACACAGUGGCGGGUACUUUGAUCGCCAUCUAAAAGUCAUUCCAUAUUGA